UGUAGAGUGUGCCGACCUUAACUUGUGACGGAUGUGAUUUAUUAUAAAAUAUUUUGGCGCGCUUAGUACUUGCUUAUUUUGUUGGGACUUUGAAAUCGUAUCGUAUUAAUCUAAUAUUAAUAUUUAAAGAACAAUGGUUAGUAAAAUAACUGUUGCGAAACGCAUUGGAGGGCAGCAUUUAGGUCAAAAUUUGAAUAAUGAAAUUAUUUUAAUUGGUGAGAUCAAAAAGGUUAGUUCAAGCGGAAAGGGCAUAGAAUUGUUAACAACCGAUAAUGUCACAGUUAACGUAAGUUUGCCAGAGCCAAUUGAUGGGAUUGCCGAAGGUUUAAUCGAAGUUUAUGGAACUGCGCUAUCAAAAUCAACUGUUUCGUGUAAAAAAUACAUAAUAUUUCAGCCAGAAAUGACAGAGAAUUUUGAAUCUGCUACAUACAAUGCAUUCCUCUCAAUUUUGCAUGUAAUUGGUGAUAAAAAGUGGAAAAUUAAUUCAGAUGAAAGUCCAUAUUAAAUAUUAAGCUAUUUUUUUAAAUAUU
Molecule: messenger RNA, 530 nt
Organism: Ceratosolen solmsi marchali
Lineage: Eukaryota; Metazoa; Arthropoda; Insecta; Hymenoptera; Agaonidae
Exons: 3
Coding region: 134-505 (123 amino acids)
Biological process (GO): nucleotide-excision repair; base-excision repair; DNA replication
Cellular component (GO): site of double-strand break; nucleus; DNA replication factor A complex
Molecular function (GO): damaged DNA binding; single-stranded DNA binding
Source: RefSeq, a predicted model, not a curated record